AUGGAGAUAGUGAACGAGCUGCUGUACUACAAGGACUACUCCCAAGAAGCAGACAAGGUGAACGUGGACCUGAAGGAGAGCGACUACGACGAGGAGGACCAGGACCUUCAGGACCAACAAGGACAGGAGAAGCAGCCCAAGAAGGAAGAAGUGAAGCCAAAAGAAGGGAAGAGUGAGAGAAAGAGCGACCCACAGCAAGAACAGAGCAGCCAAGGAAAAGGCGUCUACAAGCCCGAGGACAUCACAGAGUUCACGGAACUGGGCUUCGUGUGGCACUACAACAAAAAGACCCAAGAAUACAGGGUCCACAGAACGGACCAGAAGGGCUCGAAGCCCAUGAACAACACGCCGGUGAAGGGCAAGAAGCUGUGGCAGAAAGUGUGCGAAGUGUACCGCACCUGCCACGUGUGGUUCUCCGACGCCGACGAGAUGGAGCAGUACCUGAAGAAGAAGGAAGACGACAGGAUCCGCGAGACUGUCGAGCAGCAAGUCCAGGAACGCCUUGACCAAGAACGCCAAGAACAGCAAAGUAAGGGAAAGGACCCCUACGCAGCAAAAGGCUGGGACUCCUGGAGCUGGGACGCUGGCUGGGCCAACGAUGCCUGGAACUGGGACAGCCAGUGGGAAGACUCCCAGUGGCAAGACUGGCAGUGGCAAGGCAAAGGAAAGAGCAAAGAUAAGAAGGGCAAGGGACCACCGUCGUGGACCCAGUGA
Symbiodinium sp. CCMP2592 is the source of this 714-nucleotide messenger RNA. The record is from the annotation of a GenBank genome assembly. Lineage: Eukaryota; Dinophyceae; Suessiales; Symbiodiniaceae.